AUUAAAACCAACCCUUAGCUCCUUGUUUCUCCACCCUAAAGGUAGCCCCGAUUAUUGCUGACUUAAGCAUCGGAGUGUCUACCCCGAGGACCUGCCUCGGGGCUUUGCAAGUCAAUUCGGAGUGCAUACGUGGACUGAAGAAGGACAUCUGGUUUGGUGCAAUUACAUCUGGCGCCGUCUGUGGGAAACCGAAUUGAAAGCUCUUUUGUCGCUCUCUCAUCAUGGUUCAUACUCGAUCAGCCCGAGCUGGAAACUCAUCUCAGCCUCUUGGACGAGGUCAAGCCCCCAGCAACCUACCACCUCCCCCCCCCCAACCCCUGAUCCCAAAUACGUUCCCUCCUGUUGAUCAUGCAGAAGGAGAAGAUGAAAACCAACCACACAACUCAGCCCAUAACUCAGUUUCCGCUGCCAACCAAGACUUAGUUGCAGUUCAACUCGCUAACAUGCAACAACAGUUUGCCCCACAGCAAAAACCCGAACCAGUUCAGCAUGCUCCUGCUCUUAGUGAAUCCCAGGGUCAAUCUCAUGUAGCACCGGCUCAACAACCCCCUCAUCAUGAUGUCUCUCGACGAUUAGACAGCUUAGAAAAGCUAGUGGCAGAGCAGCGAGGUGUCCCCCCACCACAUCAUGCUGCUGACUCCAUACCUCACCCCCUGAACACCAACAUCACUCUAGAACCCUACCCCGCUGGCUUCAAGAUACCACAACUCGAGACAUAUGAUGGGACGAAGGAUCCCGAUGAUCACCUAAACGCUUUGAUAUGCAAAAUCUUUCCCUCUACUCUCCGGGGUAAUGCCCAAACUUGGUAUUACAGUCUACCUCCGAGGUCAAUCAGCUCUUAUACAGAAAUGGCAUCUGCUUUUGCCACUAAGUUUUCCAGUCGAAGGUUGAUCAGGAAAACCACUUCUGAGUUGAUGCGAGUCAAACAGAGGGAUGGUGAAUCUUUGAAGAACUAUAUGAGCAGAUUCAAUGAUGCAGUACUGGAGGUUAACUCCUUUGACCAGGCCGUGGGAAUUACAGCUGUGAUCUCUGGUCUUAGCCAUGAAAGAUUCAGGGACAGUUUGCUCAAACACCCUGCCACCACCUUUAGUGAGGUGAAUGACAGGUCUCUGAAAUUUAUAACUGCUGAGGAAUAUGCCCUGUCGCAGAACUCAAUUCCCUCCAAGAGCCAAAACCCAGAUUGGAGAGAUGAGAAUCCAAGUAGGAAACGGAUGAGGACAGCACCGAACCGAGGUCCGAUGUCGACCUCCAUACCAAGAUUCGGAAGGCCGAACUCAACACCCCCACAGCAGUCUACAGGUAAACCUCCAGUUACUUGGACCCCUUUUAACUUGCCAAGGUAUUGUGAUUUUCAUCAGGAUCACCGUCAUACCAAAGAACAAUGCAACAGUCUACGGUCCGAACUGGAAAGUCUAGCUCAAAAGAGAUUGUUGAAUGAGUACAUCCAGAGGGCUGAACAGCCAAGGUUUGUCAGAGAACAGGGGCCACAGCCCCAAGCAGUCCGUAAUCCACCAAACAGGCAAGGGGUAGGGCAUCAACAAGCCCCACCUCCACUACCCCCGCCAGCCAGAAUUAUACACAUGAUUACGGGAGGCCUAGAAGCAGGUGGACUGAGCUCUAAACAACGAAAGCUAUAUGUCAGGGAGCGUGUCCUUGUUGACACCGGGAGUGUGCCAGACAUCAUGUACUUCCACUGUUUUGAGAGUCUCGGACUAGAUCCAGCGUUGUUGCAGAGAUAUGAUGGUCCCAUCUAUGGUUUCAACAACCAACCAGUUCAAGUGGAAGGAGUUCUUACACUCCAUGUUGCUUUUGGGCGAGGCCGCACCUAUGUGACUCCUUCAGUCCGAUUUCUGGUAGUCAAGAUGGCGUCCUCUUUCAACAUUGUUAUUGGCCGACCCACAUUGACUGAAAUCCGAGCUGUGGUUUCCCAGUCUCACCUCUGCAUGAAGUUCCCAACACCUAUGGGAAUAGCAACACUGCGAGGCAACCAGGAGGUGGCUAGACAUUGCUAUAUCACCUCGGUAACGCAACCUAAGAAGGGCAAAGAUCAGACACCCGAGGUCAUCCCCCAACGGGUUCCUAACAAUCAGCAAGUUAUGGGUGUUGAGAUAGUAGAUAACCGCCCAGAAGAUGAAACCAGAGCUGCUCCAGUCGAAGAUGUUGAAGAAGUGCCCAUUGAUGAUAGAGAUCCAAGCCGUAAGAUGCAAAUUGGAACUCGAUUGAAUCCGGAGGAAAGAGCAGACCUAAUAGCUUUUCUCCGAGCUAAUAGUGAUGUCUUCGCAUGGACUUCAACAGACAUGCCUAGAAUUCCAAAUUCGACUAUAAAGGAAGAGGUAGAGAAACUCUUACAAGCUGGUUUCGUCAGAAAAGUUGAUUAUUGUGAAUGGGUGGCUAACCCAGUUCUGGUGAAGAAGGCAAAUGGGAAAUGGCGGAUGUGCAUUGACUACACGAAUCUUAACCAAGCCUGCCCCAAGGAUUGCUAUCCAAUGCCAAACAUUGACAAGCUGGUUGAGGCAGCUUCUGAAAACGAGAGGUUAAGUCUCUUGGAUGCAUACUCAGGCUACCACCAGGUCCCAAUGGCUCCUGAGGAUGAAGAAAAAACCUCGUUCUAUGCUGGCGAUGAGAUCUAUUGCUAUGUAAUGAUGCCCUUCGGCUUGAAGAACGCAGUGGUGAAGAGUUUGAAAGCUGACGAUCACUUAACCGACCUUGAGGAGACAUUCAACAAUCUCAGACAGAAUAGAAUGAGGUUAAACCUAGCCAAAUGCAUCUUUGGCGUGGAGUCUGGAAAAUUCUUGGGUUUCAUGGUUUCCCGGAGAGGGAUUGAGGUCAAUCCAGAGAAGAUCAGAGCAAUUGCCGAGAUGGAACCGCCGAAGUUAGUGAAGGAUAUACAGAGGUUGACUGGAAGGGUAGCAACUCUUCAUCGGUUCAUAUCGAAGUCAGCAGAUAAGUGCCUACCAUUUUUCAAGAUUAUGAGGUCAGCUGCCCAGAAUGAUGAAUCAGGUAAACAGAAGAAGUUUGAGUGGACUCAAGAAUGCCAAGCCGCAUUCGACGGGCUGAAGUCUUAUCUUAGCUCACCACCUCUACUGACUAAAGCCAAAGAUGGAGAAAUCCUCUAUUUAUAUCUGGGAAUUUCAGAUGAAGUCAUUAGUUCGGUUCUGGUAAGAGAAGAAGCCAAGCAGCAGAAACCAAUAUAUUAUAUCAGCAGUGUGCUGCAUGGAGCCGAGCUGAGGUAUCCUAUAGCUGAGAAAGCAGCCUUAUUAGUUGUCACUUCGGCCAGGAAGUUGAGGCCAUAUUUCCAGUCGCACCCGAUCAUUGUUCUUACAAACCAACCCCUUCGACAAAUUCUGCAAAAGCCUGAGUGUUCUGGAAGAUUAAUUAAGUGGGCAGUAGAACUGGGGGAAUUUGAGAUAACAUUUCAGCAGAGAUCUGCAAUCCGAGCUCAGGCACUGGCAGAUUUUAUUGUAGAAUGCACUCCAAGUAAUUCCAUUCCUACUCCGGAGCCCAAUGACUGGACCUUAUAUGUUGAUAGGGCAUCUAGUAGCAAAGGUUCAGGAGCUGGUGCUCUCUUGAUCGGCCCAGAUGGAUACCGAAGUAAACAUGCUUUGAAAUUUAACUUCGAUGCAACAAACAACAUGGCUGAGUAUGAAGCCCUACUACUUGGUCUGCAGCUAGCAUUGGAAUUAAAACUCAGUGCGAUCCAAGUAUACAGUGACUCCCAGCUGGUGGUGAACCAAAUUAACUCAAUCUGCGAAGUUGUUGAUCCUGUGAUGGUGAAAUAUGUAGCUCUGGUGGCCGAGCUGAAGUGUAAAUUCCAAAAAUUCUGUCUGAGCAAAAUCCCCCGAACUGAGAAUGAACAAGCAGAUUCACUCUCUAACACAGACCCAGGCACACCGAGCUGGACUGACCCAAUCCUCUCCUUUUUACGAGACGGGAUAGUACCUGAGGACAAGCAGGAGGCAAUGAAGUUGAGGAGGAAAGCAUCUCGGUAUUCACUUGUUGGUGGGGUCCUCUAUAAGCGAUCUUUCUCUCUACCUCUUCUACGGUGCUUAAGUCCCUACGAAGCGAAGUAUGCACUUUGCGAAGUACAUGAAGGUGUCAGUGGAAGUCACAAAUGCUUGAAAUGCCAGUUCUUUGCGCACCUGACUCACCAGCCUGCAGAAGAGCUCACUACUCUGGUAGCACCAUGGCCAUUUGCUCAAUGGGGGUUGGAUCUUUUGCGCCCAUUCAUGAAAGGGGUUGGUGGUGUAACCCACCUGAUUGUUGGUGUAGAUUAUUUCACAAAAUGGGUUGAAACUCGGCCAUUAUCCAGUCUUACUUCCAAGAAGGUCGAAGACUUUGUUUUUAACUCAAUCAUCUGCAGAUAUGGGAUCCCGAAUCAGAUUGUGGCUGAUAAUGGAACUCAAUUUAACUACACCUCUUUUCGAGAUUUUUCUUCUAGCUACAGGAUCAAAUUGCAGUUCACCUCGGUUUACCAUCCGGAGUCCAAUGGCAUGGUCGAAUCUGUUAACAAAUGCAUCUUAGAAGGUUUAAAGCCGAGGUUGGAACAGCACAAGGCCAAAUGGGCGGACGAGCUCAACAACGUCCUCUGGGUAUACAGAACCAUGAGCCGAACUGCCACAGCAGUCAUUCCUAUCGAGAUAGGAGUUCCAAGCUUCAGAGUCACCCAUUUCGAUGAAGGACAAAAUGGACAACUGCUUCGGGAGAACCUUGAUCUACUUGAUGACGUUAGAGAAGAAGCACGACUUCGAACUCUAGUCUACAAGCAGAAAAUAGCAAACUUCUACAACAAACGAGUUCGACCCCGAACAUUCAAACUAGGAGACCUUGUUCUCAAGAAAGCUGGUCUAACGGGGUUCGAAACUCGAUUCGGCAAGUUGGCACCAAACUGGGAAGGCCCCUACACUGUUGCCGAAGUGCCGCACCCAGGUGCUUAUAUCCUACGGGACACUGAAGGCAAACGGGUUCCUAGGGUUUGGAAUGUCAAUAAUUUGAAGAAAUUCUACCCUUAGCACACUUCUUUCCAGUGAACUUCGUCUCAUUUUCAUAAGCAUCGUCAUUUUUUCUUGCUCACUAUAUAUUCGAGCUCAAUUUACUUAUCUCAUUAAUGAAUUUCACUUCACAUC
Rubroshorea leprosula is the source of this 5123-nucleotide messenger RNA. The record is from the annotation of a GenBank genome assembly. Lineage: Eukaryota; Viridiplantae; Streptophyta; Magnoliopsida; Malvales; Dipterocarpaceae.